AUGUACCAAGCACGUAGUCAACGAAAGACGCUCAUGAGUCCGGCCGGUGCUGAUUGGAAAAGUCUGCUGACUCUAAGUUUGAAGCAGUCACUGAAAAUCGAUACGGUAGCCAGCGAAGUAGCGUCCAAGUUGAACACGGCGAAGGGCUUCGUCCAGCAACAACAUCACAACAUCACCGCAUCGAGACCGGUCAAGACGGUGAAGGACAAAAUCGGCCAACUGGUUCCUCAAAGUCUAAGCAUCGGGAACUAUUUCCGUAACUACAAUUUUUACUUAUUUCACGCCAACAGUGAGGUCAGGCCCGCUGUCGAUGCCACUCACGACCCCCACACGUUCGUGCUUCUUCUGUGCUCUCUACUGAAAAGCGAGAUUGUUGAGGGGGAACGGCAGUUUCGAGGUAUCUCCAAAGAUCGACAAGCAGAAGUGGCAAGCUGA
Molecule: messenger RNA, 435 nt
Organism: Soboliphyme baturini
Lineage: Eukaryota; Metazoa; Nematoda; Enoplea; Dioctophymatida; Soboliphymatidae
Source: the annotation of a GenBank genome assembly